GAAGAGUUUGGUUGUCCUCACACCAAAUAUUGCUUUUCCGCGGAAAAUUCAACUGGCACUUGAGCGGGGAAAUUCUACUGUGAAUAUAUGGGUCUCCUGGAUGGGGAUGAGGAAAACGCAGGCGCACAUCCCAAUGCCGGGUUCACACUUGAAAAUUCCCCAUCUCUAUGGGAACGUUCAGCGACUCUUAUAAAUAGGAGAUCAGUCGUGAUUUUCACUCUAGUCGUCGGAAAAGUCUCAACCGGUGCUCAUACAUUUAACCUUCGGAAAAAGUGAAAAUCAGUGGUUUCCCUCUAAAUAAAAAUCUGGUGAAUCAUUUUUUUGAGAUUUUACUUGGUAUGUGCUCCAUAAAAAGUGAAAGAGAACGGAUAGUUUAGUAACAGCCAGACGGAAAACCACCGCAGAUUUUUUUAUUGCAAAAGAGAGACUGAAUUUCAAAACGAAACGGUCUGGUCAGACUUUUUGGUUUUAAGCUGAUAUUUGAGCAGUGAUUGAACUUUUUUUCCUGUGAGAACAGACAAUAACAGCCACAACGUGGUUUUGUGAAGAACUUUGGGUUCUUGAAAAUUUCAAUUGUGAGUGAAGAGUUGAAGAAACUCAAAGCAGCUGAUUCAAGAUUGGUAUUUUUAAAGGUGCUGGCAAAAUGAAAACAGAGGAUAAAAAUAAUGUACCACGAGUGAGGAUUGCCGUUUUGGGAAAUAUCAACGUGGGAAAAUCUGCACUCACUGUGAGAUACUUGACGAGGCGUUUCAUCGGUGAAUAUCGCUCCAAUACAGAUCUCCUCUAUCGCCAGACAAUUUCCCUCGACAGUGGACUUUUGGAUGUGGAAAUAGUUGAUAUAUCCGUGGAGGGAGAGGCUGAUUUCCCAUUAGAGCAGAUUCAAUGGGCAGAUGCAUGUUUAAUUGUCUACAGUAUUACGGAUAAAUCGAGCUUUGACUAUGCAAGCAAGAGCCUGGCUGAGCUUAAAGCCCUGCAAAAUGCACCAUUCGCAUACCUGAUUGGAAAUAAGGCAGAUUUAGACCAUUUACGUGCGGUCUCAGAAAGUGAAGGUGCUAAAUUGGCGGCAUCAUAUGGAAUUGGCUUCUGUGAGGUGUCCGUGGCGGAAAAUUCCCCAGCAUUGUACAAAGCUUUCGAGAGGAUAUUGAUCGAGUCACGAGCUCGUCCUGUGAAGCAGCGGAAAUUUUCAGUCAGCAAAAUGAUUGGCACAUUGAUAGGCAGCAGCGCAUCUAAGCCGAUCCAGAUAACCCAAGGAACUGUGGUCCCUUGCCACAAAGGUGAUUUGCAUAAGUCGCGCGUGUUGAAACGACGCCAGGCAUUCGCGGCCACAAUAUCGCUAUGACAGACCAACAGAUUGACGGCCAGUAGCCCGAGUGACUGCUAAAUGGACUCAUCCACCAACCGUUGCUGGGUGAGGAUAUGCCAAACUUCUCUUGGCUUGGGAGUCCCCAUACAUAAAAUCCCUCAGUGGAAAUUUACCGAUGAUGAACUUUUUCCACUGCAUUGUCUCCACUGAGGCGUGCUCUCGCAUCGACAUAUUUUCUAUUAAAACGAUAUAAAAUGAAAGUCGGGGUUUGAAGAUUGUUGCUGGCGACAGCACAUUCAAUGCGUAUCACUCGUUGAUGUGUUUAUUUUGUCGGCAAUAUCCACCAGCAGUGGAAUUUUCACAUGCACGUCACCGAGUGCCUCCAAAUGGCGCAUGAAAAUUCUUUAUAUUUAUUAAUUUGCCCCCGCAAUUGCAUUGAAAACUCAUCAAUCAAAAAAAAAUCCCCUCUUCCUAUAUAUUUUUUUCUAUUUUCCCCCUUUUGAUUUUGUUUUAAAAGCUCAAUCAAAAAAAGCCAGAUGAGCAAAAAUUAUUGUGAUGAAAUAUAAUAGCAGAUUGAUGCUGCUCGGUUUGAUUUCUCAAUGAAGGACUCUUCAUGGCAUCAAUUUCGAAAUUGUCCUACAUUCUCUGUCCAAUUGAGACUUCAAACUGCGACUGAAUGGGCGAGAGAAGGAGUUUUGCAAAAAAGAUCACUAAUAACAAUAAUAAUAAUGUAAGAUUAUUUAACAUCAAUGUGGCGUGUGUGCUCCAUCAAAUGUUAAAAUUGUGUAUCAUUAGCUAGUAUUUUGUCGUUUAUCUACACACAGAGAGACUGUUUGGUAAAAAUAGGUGGGAAGAAAAAUUCUUUUCCCCUGCUUUUUCACGCAAUUUUUUGGCAUCUUUCGCGGGAUUAUUUUGCUUGUUGAGUCCAACUGCGACUUGACUUUCGGCAAUGAAAUACCAUUUGGACGACUUUUAGUUUAUCGUCGAUUGAGAAAGACAUUUUCUAUUUACAUAUAUAAUAUAUAUAAUUUUUGUAACAGAGGAAAAGUUAUUUUUCUUCACACAUAGGACAAAGAUGUUAAUGAAGAAGAAGAAAAACAAGAAAAUGCCAUUUAACUUAAAAUGAUGAUCGAUAUCACUGAUUUUAUUGCACAAUUUAGUGUUUAGGUGAAGAAUUCGAGGCAAGAAAAUGGAGAUGAAUAAAAAAAUAUCUCUGUUGAAUAUUUUUAAAAGCCCAACACAAAGAAUGACCUCAAGUUGAAUAAACUUUUGCGCUUUCUGUUUGAGCUAAAAAUGCAUAAAGAAAAGAGAUAUUUGCGAUAAAAAUAUAUAUUAAAAAAGAGUUAAUUAUCCAUCCCCAAAACUCCCUAAAUUACCUGAUUAUAUCAUAUUGAUAUAGCAAAAUUUGUUUUUACAUUUAAAAAUAAGUUUUUUUUUUGUAGCUAGUAGAAAAGUUUAGGGUAGAAAUGAGUCAAACAGACAAAGAUUUUGGGGAAAACUGCAAAAGAGCUCAUCCAGGAUGGAGGCGCCUGGUUAUUAUCACACUUUGUCUUGUAUACAAGCACUCAUUUUUU
Phlebotomus papatasi is the source of this 2877-nucleotide messenger RNA. Its product is annotated as ras-related and estrogen-regulated growth inhibitor-like protein. The coding region runs from base 644 to 1339 and encodes 231 amino acids. Lineage: Eukaryota; Metazoa; Arthropoda; Insecta; Diptera; Psychodidae. The record is from RefSeq and is a predicted model, not a curated record. Gene Ontology annotation, molecular function: GTPase activity; GTP binding. The transcript is spliced from 6 exons.